CUGUGAUGGUGUGAGUGUCCGAGAGUCACAGCCUGGACUCUUCUGACCGGUCGGUCAUGCUGAAGCCCGGCGAGCCCAGCGGUUCUGCUUUCCUCAAAGUGGACCCGAGUUACAUCCAGCACUGGCAGCAGCUGUUCCCGCAGAGCCCGCUGAAGCCGCCGCCGGUGCCGGUUCCGGUGCCGGUGCCGCUGGAGAGCCUCCGCCUGCAGAGAGCCAGCCUUAUCUCCAGCUCCAGCAGCAGCAGCUCCAGCUCCUCCACCGCCUCCCCCGCCUGCUCCAUCUUCGGACAGAGCCUGAGCACCGACGGCACCGCAGCGCCUCCGCAAACCAAAGAACUUUGUUUGUCGACCAACUUUAAGAAUGAUAAAAGCGCGCGGCUGAAGCUGAGCUCGGAGGAGCUGGACUACUACCUGUACGGCCAGCAGAGGAUGGAGAUCAUCCCGCUCAACAGCCACAACGGAGACACCAAUAACCGCUGUGACAUGUGUGCUGAUAACCGUAACGGCGAGUGCCCCAUGCACGGGCCCCUGCACUCGCUGCGGCGUCUGGUGGGCACCAGCAGCGCCUCCGGGGCCGCCCCCCCGCCCGAGGUCCCGGACUGGCUGCGGGAUCUGCCGCGUGAGGUGUGUCUCUGCACCAGCACCGUGCCGGGACUCGGCUACGGCAUCUGUGCGGCGCAGCGCAUCCCGCAGGGCACCUGGAUCGGGCCCUUCCAGGGGGUCCCACUGCAGAUGGACAAACUGCAGACCCUCAGGAACACCAGACACCUGUGGGAGAUUUACGAUCAAGAGGGAACGCUACAGCACUUUAUUGAUGGAAAUGAGCCCAGUAAGUCCAGCUGGAUGCGGUAUAUCCGCUGCGCACGUCACUGUGGAGAGCAGAACAUGAUGCUGGUGCAGUACAGGUCGUGUAUAUUUUACCGCGCCUGCACUGAUAUUCCUCGGGGAACGGAGCUGCUGGUGUGGUAUAACGACAGCUACACGUCUUUCUUCGGGAUCCCACUGCAGUGCAUCGCGCAGGACGAAAACUUGAACGUGCCGUCUACAGUAACAGAGGCGUUGGCGCGUCAGGACUCUCUGCAGGCGUUCAGCAAGAGCCCGAAGGCCCCGUCUGUGGUCCUGCCGCGCUCCAUGGUGUUCCCGCAGUCGCCCUGCAGCCGGAGCUUCUCUCUGCUGGACCGGAGCCUCCACAGCGACUCCAGCCUGACCUCCAGCAGCUCCAAGCAGCAGCGCGUGUUGGCCAGCCCCACCUCCACCAGCCAGCUCAGCUCCGAGUUCAGCGACUGGCACCUGUGGAAGUGCGGCCAGUGCUUCAAGACCUUCACGCAGAGGAUCCUGCUGCAGAUGCACGUGUGCACGCAGAACCCCGACAGGCCAUAUCAGUGUGGUCACUGCUCUCAGUCAUUCUCCCAGCCGUCGGAGCUGCGGAAUCACGUGGUCACACACUCCAGCGAUCGGCCGUUCAAAUGUGGAUACUGCGGCCGCGCGUUCGCCGGCGCCACCACACUCAACAACCACAUCCGCACACACACCGGGGAGAAGCCUUUCAAGUGUGAGCGGUGCGAGCGCAGCUUCACUCAGGCCACUCAGCUCAGUCGACACCAGCGGAUGCCCAACGAGUGUAAACCCAUCAGCGAGAGCAGCGAAUCAAUCGAGGUGGAUUAACUGAUGAUGCAGAAUCAGGAACUAAACACACGUUCACUGAUGACGCAGGAUCAUGAGGCAACAUCACGGACACUUCAGCAGAACCAAAGAAACACUCAAACACACACACACAGACCACACGCAGCCAUCAAACCAGGCAGAGACUGAGCACUGAAGGGCGGAGCCGGGGGCGGGGCUUCAGAUGCAGGAGAUUAUUUAUUCAUGAGCACAGCAGAAACUCACACUCGCUCAGUGAUGGUCUUGUUCUCCAGUACAAAUCUGCUUUCUUUUAAAGUCCACAUGAAGCGGAAGCUGCAGCCAUUUUAUUUUGGUAUUGUGACAAAGCUUCUAGAGAAACGAAAUAUUAAAUGAGAAAACAGUGGGCGUGACUUGUUUUUCUACUCCGAGCUGAUUGGAUGAAGUAAAGUAGGUGUUUCAAUCAGAAAGAUGGGGAGGAGGGUUUGGGGAGAGUUUAUUACCACCUAACAGACUCCUCCUCCUCACCAUUACUGUUUGAUGUCAAAACUGACAGCCAAUCACAUGACUUUUCCAGGGUUGCAUAAAGGUGAUUGGCUAGCAUCUGCUCUAGGGUAUUUGCAUGGAGCGAUCUAACCGGGAUCUGUUUGACAAUAUAAAGUUCACGUGAAUCUUUGACGCUGACAUAAGAAAAAUAACAUUUAAAAAAUGACUGUAAAUAAUCCGAGGGCAGUGUCAUUCAGUGAGCUGUGUGUAAAGCUGCAGUUUAGUUCAGGUCAAACCAUGUGAUCUACGCAGCGCGACUAAUCGACGUCAAUCAGAAAAGCAUCACGGCAGAGCAUUAAAGUCGAUUAGUUGACAAGACGGUGCAACCUCUAAUUAAAGAUUACAAGGACAAACUAUUGUUGUUAUUCUCAAAGACGUGCACAGAUGGAUUAUUCAGCACAAAACUAGCAAUGUGAGCUAACAAAAUCAACAUGGUUAGUUCUGAUUUCAUGUGGACUUUAGUUUAUUAACACUGCUCGGUUUCUGCAUGCUCAGAUUCACUAAAGCAUCAUAUAAUUAAUGAAAUAUUCUUUUAGAUGUGUGUGUGUACACAUGUUUGAGAAGUAUUUAAAUUAUAUCAAGUUAUGUAAGUAAAAAGAAGAGAUUAUCAAGUUUUAUUAAUAUAUAUGAAGUGUCUUAAAUCAAGAUAUAUUCACCUACGAUUGACAGAUAUAUAGAUGAAUGUAUGAUUCAGGAGGCGGAGAUGGUCAGAACAGGUAUAGUGGUGUCUUAAAAGGGCACAUAUUAGACGGAAAUGACCUUCAUGCAGGGUUUAAACCCAGUUGUGUGUCAGCAGUGUGUGAAUAUAUCCAAGCCUCUGAUGGUGAACCUGAAUUCAUUGUGUUUGAUGAAUGAAACACUUUGAUUGACAUUCCUUGAUUGGUGUCUGUAGCUCCGCCCUCUAAAAAGAGCACAAUCUCAUUUGCAUUUAAAGCGACAGUCACCAAAACGCCACUAUGAGUAUCAAAGAAAAGGGGCAGAAUAGGGCAACUUUAAGUCCAAAUUAAAAUGUCAAAAUAUCCCUAAAUACACAUAUAAAUUUUAUUUUUAGAGCUCAUAUAUCUGUUUGUACUGGAGAGCGAGGUGAGCAG
Molecule: messenger RNA, 3256 nt
Organism: Danio aesculapii
Lineage: Eukaryota; Metazoa; Chordata; Actinopteri; Cypriniformes; Danionidae
Gene: prdm6
Product: PR domain containing 6
Exons: 8
Coding region: 57-1664 (535 amino acids)
Cellular component (GO): nucleus
Molecular function (GO): protein binding; histone methyltransferase activity
Source: RefSeq, a predicted model, not a curated record